UGGCUGCAGGGACUGCAAGGUAAACCUGGAAACACUCCAGAGACCAUGGCUGGAGAACGGGUCCGUCGUAUGAUCCUCCUGGUCCAUUGUCCUUCGGCGACACAGCCCUCUAAGACCUCGUGGAUCAACUCGCUCUCGGCUGGCGACGCGUUGGCAGCGCGAGGUCACGCCUCACUAAGCCCCAAACAGGCUAGCGGCUCCCCCAUCCAACGCCCGGACCACCGCUUGUUCGGGAAACCGAAGCGGGAGGAAUUCGCCGCGGCUCAACCGCGAGGAGAGCUCUCGAUUCCAUCCUUAUCCGAACACAGUGUCUUUAAGCACCGAUCACCAUGCCUCCACGAAAGAAAGCCAAGCUCACCCCGCAAAUCGAGCCCUCCGCAAGCACUGUCGGCCAACUGAACACAGAUUACGACCCGGUUACGGAUCCUUGGACCGAUGAGCAAGAGACCGCGUUACUGAAGGGGAUCAUAAAAUGGAAGCCUGUCGGCAUGCACAAGCACUUCCGGAUGAUCGCGAUCUCGGAGUUCAUGAAGAGCCAAGGCUAUGCGCCCGCACAUGCAGAACAUACACGGAUACCUGGGAUUUGGAAGAAGCUGGGGACACUGUACAACCUUCCAGCUCUUGACGAACGGGAAGACUCCUUGAUAACAGACACCCCCGACGACAUCGAUGCCUCGAGAGAAUUCUACUGUCCGUUCGAACUACCUGCGGAUGAAUACGGUGAAUUGAUGUUCGAACGGCGACUAGCUAUGGAAGGAUCAGCAUCUCCCGACCCUAGCGCCCAUGCGGAUUCCAGAAGAGGAAGUACUGUGGCCGAUACAGACGGUGCGUAUAUGGGUAAUGCCUCCUGAAUACCACGUGCUCGAGGAAACACAUCCCAACCAUAAGUAACCGGAUACAGAACCCCGCUCUUCCCCCGCACCAUCACGAGGAAGGAAACCCGGUCGUGGUGGCCGUCCAGCGGGACGAGGUACACGCUCUUCACGUCUUCACGUC
Aspergillus sclerotioniger CBS 115572 is the source of this 996-nucleotide messenger RNA. RefSeq lists its product as uncharacterized. The record is from RefSeq and is a predicted model, not a curated record. Gene Ontology annotation, cellular component: nucleus; NuA4 histone acetyltransferase complex. Gene Ontology annotation, biological process: regulation of transcription by RNA polymerase II. The transcript has 3 exons. Bases 330 to 851 code for a protein of 173 amino acids. NCBI's taxonomy places the organism in Eukaryota, Fungi, Ascomycota, Eurotiomycetes, Eurotiales, Aspergillaceae.